This is a messenger RNA of Mercurialis annua (annual mercury), 706 nucleotides long. Its product is annotated as heavy metal-associated isoprenylated plant protein 28-like. Gene Ontology annotation, molecular function: metal ion binding. The coding region runs from base 102 to 584 and encodes 160 amino acids. Lineage: Eukaryota; Viridiplantae; Streptophyta; Magnoliopsida; Malpighiales; Euphorbiaceae. The record is from RefSeq and is a predicted model, not a curated record. The transcript is spliced from 3 exons.
ACCCUUCGGCUCAAUUCUUUCAUCACAACACUCAUAAAUCUUGAGAAUAGCAUUAAACUUCUUAGCUUAUCAAAGUUCUAAAAAGCUUGCCAGGUUCUGAGAUGACGAUUACGGAGAUGAGGGUGCAUAUGGAUUGUGCUGGCUGUGAGUCUAAAAUAAAGAAGGCUCUUCAAAAGCUCCAUGGUGUGGAUGACAUAGACAUAGACAUGGCCAUGCAAAAAGUGACAGUAAUGGGUUGGGCAGAGCAGAAGAAAGUUCUUAGAGCAGUAAGAAAAACAGGAAGAAGAGCAGAAUUAUGGCCAUAUCCAUACAAUCCUGAAUACUAUAACUUCAAACAACAAUAUCAUUAUCAGCAGAAUCAUCAACAAACCCUAACUGAUCAUCAACCUCAACCUGAUCAUCAAGUUACGUACUACGCAAGUUAUGAUCAGCUGUGCCCUACUUCGUCGUACAAUUAUCGCGAACAUGGAUACAGUGAUGAAAGCUAUGGUUAUUAUCAAACACCACCUUAUUCUAUUGGUGUUGAUGAACAAGCUACUGCCAUGUUUAGUGAUGAAAAUCCUCAUGCUUGUUCCAUCAUGUGAAUUUUGUAUUUCCCCUUUAAUUAUCUCUUCAUGUGUAUAAAUUAAGAAGUAUGUGCAACUUCGUAAUAAAUUGUACAUAUAGUUCUAAUUAUUUCUUAAUGCCAUGUUUGUUACUUCGUUAA